Molecule: messenger RNA, 1080 nt
Organism: Penicillium nucicola
Lineage: Eukaryota; Fungi; Ascomycota; Eurotiomycetes; Eurotiales; Aspergillaceae
Exons: 6
Coding region: 1-1080 (359 amino acids)
Source: RefSeq, a predicted model, not a curated record
AUGGUAUCCAGCGACAAUCUGCAGCCUCAGGCUAUUGGCCUGAUCUUCGCCUUUCCUUCUGUCGCGACCGUGGCUGUGGCUCUUCGCCUUUAUAGCCGUACACUGACGCAGUCGUUUGCCGCAGAUGACUGGGUUAUUUGCGUCGCAAUUAUCAUGUAUUGGGCGGAGACGUUGAUUAUCUACACGUAUAUCGGAUACAAUGUUUCGGACAUACCUCUUGACUAUUCCGCUACUCUUGGCAACAAAUAUGGCUACGCGACCGAGCUCAUUUACAAUCCCAUUUUGGCUCUCGUCAAAACCUCUAUCCUGCUCUUCCUUUUGCGUUUGACCGGCCAAAAGAAGUCGGUGCGCCAAGCCAUCUGGGGACUUUUGAUCUUCAACGGCCUCACCGCUGUGGUCACAUUCUUGAUCACUGUUUUCCAUUGCUUGCCUAUCGCGGCCAACUGGGAUGCAGCCUCAUACCCUGAUGCGGUCUGUCUCAAUUUCGCAGAUUUCGUCACCGGCACGGCCUCGGUCUCCAUUCUUACCGAUGUCCUGGCGUUAAUUUUGCCUACCUGGAUCGUAUAUCGACUACAAAUGCAAUGGAAUCAAAAGUUGAUGCUGAUUGGUAUUUUGUCGUUUGGACUUCUAACCGUGGUGGCAGGCAUUAUUCGCGUGAUUCUCCUCGACAAUUUCGACCGCCAUUUACCCGAAAACUACACACACUCGGUUCUCUUUUGCGUGUCCACUAUCGAAGUCGGUCUAUCGUUUGUCGCUGCCUGUGCCCCCUCUUUUAAGCCUCUUAUCACUCGACUCGUCCCCAAGCUCUUCGGCUCGACCCGAACCGGCCCGUACAACGGCUCCACCAACCGCAGCGGUCGGGGCUACAAUCUCGAGAAUGGGACAAACUUCAGUCGUCGCGGGAAUGAUCAAACUAUCACCACUGUCGAGUGUGGUGACCAUGAAUUGGACCAUGGGCCCAGGAAAAUGAAUUCCAAGAACAUGAUCACCAUGACCACGCAGAUGGAGGUUACAUGGGGACAGUCUAAUCGUGACGAUCGGGAUACUAGCAGCAUGGAGAGUCUUGUACAUGCAAAAUAG